Messenger RNA from Solanum verrucosum, 915 nucleotides. RefSeq names its product osmotin-like protein OSML15. Bases 8 to 772 code for a protein of 254 amino acids. The record is from RefSeq and is a predicted model, not a curated record. Lineage: Eukaryota; Viridiplantae; Streptophyta; Magnoliopsida; Solanales; Solanaceae. Gene Ontology annotation, cellular component: extracellular region. The transcript has 2 exons. Gene Ontology annotation, biological process: defense response.
UACUAAAAUGUCCACUAAAAUGAGUCACUUGACAACUUGUUUAGUGUUCUUCCUUCUUGCCUUUGUGACUUACACUUAUGCUUCCGGUGUAUUUGAGGUCCAUAACAACUGCCCCUACACCGUUUGGGCGGCGGCGGUCCCCGUAGGAGGUGGACGACGUCUCGAGAGAGGUCAGAGUUGGUGGUUUUGGGCCCCACCGGGCACUAAAAUGGCACGUAUAUGGGGUCGUACUAAUUGCAACUUCGAUGGUGCUGGUAGAGGUGGGUGCCAGACUGGUGAUUGUGGUGGAGUCCUAGAUUGCAAAGGAUGGGGUAAACCGCCAAACACCUUAGCUGAAUACGCUUUGAACCAGUUUGGUAACCUAGAUUUCUGGGAUAUUUCUGUAAUUGAUGGAUUUAACAUUCCUAUGUCUUUUGGACCAACUAAGCCUGGACCUGGAAAAUGUCAUGGAAUUCAAUGCACAGCCAAUAUAAACGGUGAAUGUCCUGGAUCACUUAGGGUACCUGGAGGAUGUAACAACCCAUGUACCACAUUCGGAGGACAACAAUACUGUUGUAAUCACGGUCCAUGUGGUCCUACUGAAUUGUCAAGAUUUUUCAAACAAAGAUGUCCUGAUGCCUAUAGUUACCCUCAAGACGAUCCAACAAGUACUUUUACUUGUCAGAGUUGGACUACGGACUACAAGAUUAUGUUCUGUCCUUAUGGCUCUACUCACAAUGAAACAACAAAUUUCCCAUUGGAGAUGCCUACAAGUAUUCUUGAAGUUGCUUAAUAAGUAGAUUCAUCAUGAGUGUAGCCACCUCUUUCUUGUUCAAUUUGGUUGAGUUUUGGUCAUUAGUUGUCUUUUAUAUUAUCCACAUUUCUUUUAGUUUGUUAUCUUGAGGUGGCUAAGAUUUGAAUAACAUAUUGUACUUU